AUGGCAACUACAGAUGCGGUGAUUUGUGUGGGAGAUGGAUAUGGCUACCCGUAUCGUGAAACUCGCUGUGAAGGAAGACAAAUAAAGUCAAGGCAGGCAGCAGACGACAGGGAUAAAGGACAGCAAAGGCAUAGCCAGUCUGCAGGUCUGAAUAGUCGUGGGCUUCAGACAGAAAUCACGCCAAUUUCACCGAGUGCUGUAGCCGAUCAAGAGGCACCAAGCAGAGCAGGUAAUGAACAUUCUGGAACAACUAUCAGCUUAAAUUCAGUUGCUGCUUUUACCUUUGUAUACGGUUUUCCACAGAACAUCUUUUGGCAAAUAGUUGAGGAUUUGCGCGGCAAAGGAAAACCAAUAAAUUAUGAAACUCUAAUAGAUAAAUGCAAUUCAUGUGAUGGAUUUUACGCUCCUAAAGGUACAGCACAUUCAGAAGAAUUUACCUUUGAGGGCCCUUCUGAUGUUUUUAGUAAUCCCUCUUUGACGAUUGCUUUCGAGUCGCUACCCUCGUCAGUUCAUACACCCGAGAUUUCACCUUCCCAUUACUACCAGCAGAUGAACUCUACUACACCGAAACCCCCAUCUAUCUGUUCAGAUAAUAACAAUGCCGAUAAUGACCAAAGCCCUGGUCAUAACUCGGAACAUCAACUUUUAUCUUUACCAACCAUUCCGCAUGACUAUUAUUUCAAGGAAUCUAAACAAAAUGAUUUAUAUAAUGUUACAGAGGAUUUAGAAGAUGCUCUGGACGGUAGAAAUUUAGAGUCAAAUGAUGGAUUAGACAGAUGGCUUGUUAGCGACUUUUCUAAUCCACUCGUUCACAUUUCUGAGAGCAACUCCGCAUAUAUCGGUACACCAGUAUUCUCACAGAACUUGUCUGGGCUAGAGCCUAAUGUGCCAACAAACAAACCAGGGCAGAGUGUGUUACUUCCUGAAUUAUUGAAUGAAAAGCCAUCUGCAGCAUCACUGAAUCCUUUUGGACAUGUUCCCCUAGGGCAGCAGAAUUCUGUUUCUACGUUACCGGAGCUCACCUCUGCUAGAUCGUGUGCAGAUGGACUUUCAAGCCGGUUAAACGCUGAUGACAGUACUUCAAGCCGGUUAAACGCUGAUGACAGUACUUCAAGCCGGUUAAACGCUGAUGACAGUAUUUCAAGCGUGUUAUACGCGGGUGACAGUAUUUCAAGCGGGUUAAAUGCUAGUGACAGUAUUUCAAGCGAGUUAAACGCUAGUGAUAGUAUUUCAAGAGGUUUAAACUCUGCCGAUGAUAUUUCAAGCGGAUUAAAGGCUGAUGGUGGUUUAACAGUUUCAGCAGAUUUACCAGAUAUUGUCUGUGAUGGUACAGAAACAAGCCGCCAUGCUGACGAACUACAAAAUACUCAAGCCACAGAAAGUAAACCAGCUAAGAAGCCAAGGACACUAACGGAAGCAGAAAUGUUUCAGUUCACUUUCAGCCUGUUAGAAAUGGAGCACCAGCUACUGGAAAAGUCCAGAUUAUGCCAUGGUUGUCAUCAAAAGCCCAGAGAGGUAACAUUUCUUCCGUGUGGACAUUUCAUCACCUGUGCUGACUGUGCGGAGCCCAUGUAUGUCUGUCCUUUGUGCGAUAAAUCUAUUCUGGCUACAGUAAACACAUUUUUGUCUUAA
Candidula unifasciata is the source of this 1632-nucleotide messenger RNA. The record is from the annotation of a GenBank genome assembly. Lineage: Eukaryota; Metazoa; Mollusca; Gastropoda; Stylommatophora; Geomitridae.